AUGCCAGCUCCAGAUUCGGCGGACCAGGGUCUUCGAGGAAAGUCGUACAAAUUGCUCGAAGCGGAAAAGUCCGUCAAGGAUAUCAUCUAUGGGUUCGUCGUCUUCUCCUAUCCGGACCUCGCCUUCCGCUUACCUCCAAGAACACACACGCGCUGCCAAUCUUGCCCAGGCAUUUGGGUCAUCGGGCCCACUGGUCCUAUCUCUCGCGCCCCAUUGAUCUGGCUUUGGCACUGGCCAGUCAUCAUGAUGCCAUCCCUGCAUUAUCAAGCCUUACUGGCUGGCGCGGCCAUAGCUACAGUCCUCUUGUUCCUGAUAGCUCAAUUCACACGUUCGCACGGUCAUGGUGGCAUGGCCAUGUUCCACGGUCAUCUACCACCAAUUCCAGAGUACGCAGUGAGCGACAAGCCCAAGCUGCAUGAAGCAGGCAGCGAACACCUUGAGCCUGAGUUUCGAGCAACGUCAGCAGCCAGUCAGACAAAGAGUGUGCCGUCAGCCAUGCCAUCGAAACAGUGGGAUGAUGCCUGGGACGAUAAGAACUUAUGGCCCGAAUGGUCGAGACCCUCUCCGACAGCUACAUCCAGAUCAUCAGGCUGA
Messenger RNA from Penicillium canariense, 594 nucleotides. RefSeq lists its product as uncharacterized. The record is from RefSeq and is a predicted model, not a curated record. The transcript is spliced from 2 exons. Bases 1 to 594 code for a protein of 197 amino acids. Lineage: Eukaryota; Fungi; Ascomycota; Eurotiomycetes; Eurotiales; Aspergillaceae.